Molecule: messenger RNA, 3539 nt
Organism: Salmo salar (Atlantic salmon)
Lineage: Eukaryota; Metazoa; Chordata; Actinopteri; Salmoniformes; Salmonidae
Source: RefSeq, a predicted model, not a curated record
GAGAGGGGAGAGAGAGAGAAAGCGAAGGAGGGAGAUAGGUAGGAUAAAGAGAGAAUUGGGAGAGAAACAGGCAGAGCGCGAGCGAGGAAGAGACGAGUGGGAGACAGAGAGAGGGGGGAGGGAGAGAGAUAAUAGUUUCAUAAAAGCCACAUCCGAUCCACGACAUUCUUUUAGCAGUUAUUUUUGUUUCCAUUCCGUCUGCCCGCAAUGUGUUGUUAUGGGAAUAUAACAGAGAGACAGACAGACAUACCAGUAGGAUGACUAUGCUGUUUACGUAAUUAUAAACCCACUGAACAAAAACAUAGACAUCUUUGGAAUAAUGUUUUUAGUAGGUGCAGUGCAGGCAAUAGCAUAGGCUGCUAUUUGUCCGUGCGCAAAAACAGAUUCAGAUUGGGUGUGGAGAGUAGAAUAGCUAGACAGAGUGGGGGGACUUUGAUAAGGAAUCUGAUAAUUAAGUCUUAUAACGUUUCCCACAUUUCCCACAAUUACUGGCGAUGGGAAGCAAUCUGGAAUGGAAACUUCCCGUGUUCUAUUUUUGUGUCUCAGUACGUGUGCCUUUUGGCAUUUGUAGCCGGCAUCUUCGUGCAAAAUUGCAUUACGUCACUACAUCAUUCUGGUGAAUUCUCUCUCCCACCCAAAAAAUGACUUGACUACAGGCGGCCAGCCAGCCACCCGCCCCGUUAGCUGCGUGGUGUAGUAGAGUAGAGAAGCAUCAUCAGCAUCAACAACAACACCGGGAAAUGCAGCUACUGUAACGGAACUGGUCCCCCUCCCACCACGGGCAGAUGGAGCGUGAGCUCGCCACCGCCACGUGACUCGGUCGAUUCGCAUCUGUAGUGUGGCGGAGAAUCUCACUCUGCAUCAUGGCUGCGGAAGAUGCAGCUGCCCGGUCCCGAACCGCCCCCCUCUUCCCCAGGGUACCGCUCACCCCAGCCCGGCUGCUGUUCCUCUCUCUCCUCUCCCUCUGCCUCAUCCCCUCCCCGUCCCUCGCCCUGCUCGGCUUCCGUCCGGAGGAGACCGGGGGAGAGCUGUCCGUGGACGACGGGGUGCUGAAAGCUACGGAAGGAACCCGCUUCAUGCUGCGGGUCUACUACGCCCUCAUCCCCACAGAGGCUCAACCGGACGCUGGGGCCAGAGCCAACGCCGCUCCCUGGAUAGCAUUUAUCGAGGAGCCGAGGCCGGGGAGAGAGGGGCAGGUCCACCCGAAGCGCAAUAUGUGCAUGGAUAAAAACGCCAGGAGCUCGGAUAUUGAGAUCUUGGGCUCUUUCAAGUCCGCUUCGAGUCAGAACUCCGUGUUGGUGGAAGUACUGGCUAAGAACCUGCGCAGGGGAGAGAAGAUGAAGUACUAUUCGAUGUGCGCCUUCGACGGGUCCAAAUGGGAACACUACCGGACCCGGGAUUUCUGGGUCGCCGUGGUGGAGCGCGGGCCGGAACCGGACCUCUGGCUUCAAGUGUUAGUGUCGGUUCUGUUACUGGCCCUCUCGGCACUCUUCAGUGGCCUGAACCUCAGUCUGCUCGCGUUGGACCCGGUGGAGCUCCAGGUUCUGCAGAACAGCGGCACGGACAAGGAGCAGAAAUACGCGAGGAAAAUCGAGUCAGUGCGGCGGCACGGUAACUACGUCCUGUGCACUUUGCUGCUGGGCAACGCGCUGAUCAACGCGGCGCUCGCAGUGUGGAUGUGUCAGAUCCUGGGGAUGACCUGGUUGUCCACCAUUAUGUGCGCGUUUGGGAUCUUUUUCAUUGGGGAGAUCCUGCCACACUCUGUUGCGUCGCGGCACGGCCUGGCCAUUGCGUCCAAAACCAUCUGGGUAACCCGUCUUCUCAUGGUUCUCUCCUUCCCCAUCUCCUACCCCAUCAGUAAACUCUUAGACUUCAUCCUCCACCAGGAGAUCAGUAACUUUUAUACGCGGGAAAAACUCCUUGAGAUGCUGCGGGUGACCGACCCGUACCACGACCUGGUUAAAGAGGAGCUCAACAUCAUACAGGGCGCGCUCGAGCUCCGGACCAAGACCGUAGAAGAUGUUCUGACUCCGCUAACCGACUGCUUCAUGCUCACCUCGGAAGCGGUGCUGGACUUCAACACCAUGUCGGAGAUUAUGCAGAGCGGCUACACGCGGAUCCCAGUGUUCGAAAACUUGCGGUCGAACAUUGUGGAUAUUCUGUUCGUGAAGGACUUGGCGUUCGUUGACCCGGAUGACUGUACCCAUCUGAAGACCAUAACACAGUUCUAUAAACACCCCAUGCACUGUGUGUUCAACGACACCAAACUGGAUGCCAUGCUGGAGGAGUUCAAGAAGGGCAAGUCCCACCUGGCCAUCGUCCAGCGGGUCAACAAUGAGGGUGAGGGUGACCCCUUCUAUGAGGUCAUGGGCAUCGUGACCCUGGAGGACGUUAUCGAGGAGAUCAUCAAGUCAGAGAUACUGGACGAGACUGACCUCUACACUGAUAACCGUUCUAAGCGUCGUGUUUCUCACCAUGAGAGGAAGCAGCAGGACUUCUCCAUCUUUAAGCUGUCGGAGAACGAGAUGAAGGUGAAGAUCUCUCCCCAGCUCCUCCUCGCCACGCACCGCUUCCUGUCCACAGAGGUGGAGCCAUUCAGGCCAGCCCACCUAUCAGAGAAGAUCUUACUGCGUCUCAUUAAACACCCCAGUGUGGUCCAGGAGCUGAGCUACGAUGACAAGAACAAACUGGCCCCACAGCACUUCCUGUUUCAGAGAAACAAACCUGUUGACUACUUCAUCCUGUUACUACAGGGUCGUGUGGAGGUGGAGUUUGGUAAAGAGGCUCUGAGGUUUGAGAACGGAGCGUUCGCCUACUACGGGUGCCUGCCAUCAUGCCCACAGUCCACAGAUCCCCCCUCCCGUAGCAGUGGUCUGGACCGGUCUGACUCUAUGCUGUAUGGGGGCGGUCUGGGCCAACUCAACGGAGGGGGGAGCGUCUACCUGCCUGACUACUCUGUUAGGCAGCUCACACACCUGCAGGUCAUUAAGAUCACCCGUAGCCACUACCAAAGCCUGACAGCCACUCUGAUGGACAGCUCCCCCAGACCCCGACACAGACGCCCGGCCCACAGAGGGAACACUCCCGACCUCCCUGUCCCGGAGCAGAGUGGAGACCACCUCCUCCCCCCCAGAGAGACCCGGCCCAGCUCGACCAGAACCAGAGGACAGCAGUCCUCCGUCCCACACAGCACCUCUCUGCUCAAUGAGAAGAACCGCAUCGUCCGCAGUAAAUCAGACAGUCAGAACAGCCCCAGUGAUUCCGUGUUCCUCAGGAUGGAUGAGAUCUCUUACAUCAGAGAGGAGCACUCAGAGAGGGACGGCACCAACGACACAGCCUCUGUUGCUAUAGAAAUGGACGCCCCCUCUUUCAUCAGUACUCUGUCUCUGAGUGGAUCAGAGGACACACUGGGCAAGAAACUACUGCUCAAACUCAGUGAGUCACACACACAACAUACAGUACACACGCAUACAAGCAUGCAUACACACACACACACACACACACCUUACUCUGCAUUCUAACACCUGUGUGACAAUCCA